AUGGCUCAUUUUCGCGGAUUCUACAUACCAACCUUGGGGGCAACAUUUAACGUUGCCUGGGAAACAUUGAAAGCUAAAUGGCCAGAGAACAGCCCCUGUAUGGAGCUUAUCCGUGGCAGUGGUCCAGAUCAAAAACAAGCACCGGGGCAAAGUGGGCAUGCACAGUUCAAAUCGUUCGACGAAGGCCACGAUAAUACGGAAAUGAUGACCAUGAAUGGAGAUCAAGCGUAUCGGGACCAGAAUAACGUGGCUAUCGCUGAGGAUUCGUUCAGCUAUCAAAGAAACGGGGACAAAGUUAGAACGGGAAGUGUAAGUAGCGGUGAAUUUAGCGAAUACGACGAAGGUGGCGGCGAAUUUGGUUCAGGAGUAAAAAUCAAUGAAUGGCAGGCUGCGUGGAAUGUUACAAAUGCUAUACAGGGUAUGUUUAUCGUGUCAUUGCCAUUCGCCGUAUUGCGAGGCGGUUAUUGGGCUAUCGCUGCGAUGAUCGGUAUUGCGCACAUCUGUUGUUACACCGGCAAGAUACUCGUCGAAUGUUUGUACGAACUUGACACGACGACUGGACAACGCGUACGCGUACGAGACUCGUACGUGGCAAUCGCCAAGGAAUGUUUCGGUCCUACCUGGGGUGCCAGAGCGGUGAAUAUCGCGCAGAUAAUCGAACUUCUGAUGACUUGUAUCCUAUACGUGGUCGUCUGCGGUGAUCUGAUGAUAGGAACAUUCCCGGAAGGCGCAAUCGAUACUAGAAGUUGGAUGAUGUUGACCGGAAUAUUUUUACUGCCCCUCGGUUUCCUCAAGUCUCUGCAACACGUCUCGGUGCUCAGCUUUUGGUGCACGAUGUCUCAUUUGUUCAUAAACGCCAUCAUCGUCGGUUAUUGCCUUUUGGAGAUCGGCGAUUGGGGUUGGUCCAAAGUGAAAUGGACGAUCGAUCUGGAGAAUUUCCCGAUCUCCCUUGGCGUGAUCGUGUUCAGCUAUACCUCGCAGAUAUUUCUACCCACGUUGGAGGGGAAUCUGAUCGAUCGUUCCAAGUUCGAUUGGAUGUUGAAUUGGAGUCACAUCGCGGCCGCCGCGUUUAAAUCGCUCUUCGGUUGGAUCUGUUUUCUAACUUUCCAAAACGAUACGCAGCAAGUGAUCACGAAUAAUUUACACUCGGCCGGUUUCAAAGGUCUGGUGAAUUUCUGCUUGGUCAUCAAGGCUAUGCUGUCGUAUCCGUUACCCUAUUACGCGGCCUGCGAGCUCCUCGAGCGUGCAUUCUUCAGAGGUAAACCGAAAACCCCUUUUCCAACGAUAUGGACGGUGGACCGUGAAUUGAAAGUUUGGGGCUUGGCGUGGAGAAUUGGCGUGAUCGUUUUCACCAUUCUUAUGGCAAUAUUUAUACCUCAUUUCAGUAUCCUUAUGGGUUUUAUAGGCUCUUUCACCGGUACCAUGUUGUCGUUUAUAUGGCCUUGUUACUUUCAUUUGAAACUGAAGAGAAAUUCCAUGGAAUGGAGCGCGGUCGCCUACGAUUGCUUCGUGAUUUUUCUCGGAGUACUUUUUGGCGUGAUCGGUGUAUACGAUUCAGGCUCGGCCUUGAUCAACGCCUUCGAAAUAGGUUUACCGUUUUGAACGACCGUUCGUUAUCCAUCACUCUUCCUCUUCGAUCUUCACUCGCCUCUUUUACGGAAACAGAAGAAUGAAGAUAUUACACGUGUAGACACAUUAAUGCUUAAGGGAACCAUCGAAUUAUAGCUUGCGUCAAUUGAUCCUUAGCGUCACGGUUCAAACGAUGAUUUCAUUUAAUAUUCAAUUCAUCAUCUUUAAUUACAUGCGUCACGCAUGUAAUUGAGUAAUAAACACAGUACGAAAAUCUUCACUUAUAGGGGUUGCAGUGUACAAUCCGCUAAUAAAAAUUCCCUUGAAAAUGUGAAAUUAAUAAUUCAAUCAACGCGACGACGUCUAUAUUUUUGCUGGUUUCGAAACUGUUUUUAACGUUAAUCGUAUAUAAGGAUGAGAGGAAAAAAAAAAUAUUAUAAUCGCGUAUCGACGCUUAGGGAAAUUCUAUAUAAAAAAAAAAAAAAGAAAAGGAAAAGAAAAAUAUAUCCCACUUCGCUCGAUCGAAAGUAGAUAUAAAAAAUUCGUUCGAUCGAAAGCUAUACAAAAGAGAUGUUUUGAGAUUGUAUAUUUAUAUUCAACCAGAACUUACACAUAUCUAGCAAAUGAUCUAUUUAAGACGAGAAAAUUUAGUAGAGGAAAAAUGAAAAAAAAGAAAAAAAAAAGAUCUAUUCGCGUAUACAGUUCGGCUUGGGCGUGUGUUCUUCUAACAUCCUUCUCUCUGGGUUCUACGUCCUCCUUUCUCCGUUAAGAAAAAUCGUCGAGAUUCAGGGGCUUUCUAGGCAACAUAUAGAUAUACUAUUCAGUACGCAGUAAACACGACAAUACAUAUUAUUGCUGGUUGUAAGUGAUCGAUGUCUUCCAUAAUACGUUUGCAAAAGCGUAUAUAUCGUACGUACAAGUUAACUACUGUUAUGCAGAUUUCAGGAUUUUAUAAUCAUGAUUGCGGGUCUUGUAAUUUCUAUCUACACGUUGAUUAAUCACGCUGCGAUCGAGGAGGCGUUUCCAUUGUUAAAUAAUACGAUUUAGUGGUACAAUUUAGUCGAUUUCAUUU
This is a messenger RNA of Apis mellifera (honey bee), 2641 nucleotides long. It is a transcript of the gene VGAT, whose product is annotated as vesicular inhibitory amino acid transporter. Gene Ontology annotation, biological process: amino acid transmembrane transport. Lineage: Eukaryota; Metazoa; Arthropoda; Insecta; Hymenoptera; Apidae. Gene Ontology annotation, cellular component: vacuolar membrane. Bases 1 to 1602 code for a protein of 533 amino acids. The record is from RefSeq and is a predicted model, not a curated record. Gene Ontology annotation, molecular function: amino acid transmembrane transporter activity. The transcript has 3 exons.